UUGUCGCACCACUGGUCCCAUCUUGGUUUGAGAGAGAAGGGAGAGUAAGGCAAACCGUCCAUAUUACCGCUGCCUUGUCAGCACUUUUCACGGUGAUGGACCCUCCUAGUGGGGGAGACGAACGGCGGAGGCAGGCAGAGCGUCUUCGUCGAGAGGAGGCCUACUAUCAUUUCAUUAAUGAAUUAAGUGAGGAGGAGUACCGCCUAAUGAGGGACAGCAACCUGCUGGGCACUCCUGGUGAGGUAACUGCUGAGGAACUUCGCCAGCGUCUUGAUGGAGCUAAGGAGCGAGUGUCAUCUCAGCCCCGUACUGAGCAGCAAGCACAGACUGCUGAUUCUGGAGAACAGCAAGGCAGUAGCGGGGAUGGAGAGGAGAGAGGGGCUGGAGGGAGACGAACAGCAGGGAGCGCAGAACCUGGAGCGGAAGCAUCAAAUGGGGACUCAUUACUGGAGUGGUUGAACACUUUCAGGCGCACUGGAAAUGCAACUCGCAGUGGGCAGAGUGGGAACCAGACAUGGCGAGCUGUCAGCCGGACCAACCCAAACAGUGGAGAAUUCCGCUUUAGCCUGGAAAUCAAUAUCAACCACGAUCAGCCGGAGCCAGGGGAGCAUAAUGACACCUCAGACCCUGCAGAGUUGCCAGUAACUGCUCCAAACACGACAUCGGCCUCUAUACGCACCGCUUCCUCCUUCUCCAACCCUCGGCCUUCAACUACACCAAGGCCAGCCCCUUACCCUUCCCCCCGCCCAGCCCUCAGUCGGAGGAUGCAGACUCGGCGUACACGCAGCAGUACUACUACUCUUUCUAUGAGCCCCCCUGCUCUUCCCACACCAGUGGCCCCCCAAACCACUGCCCAGAGAGGUUCUACUUUGCACUUAGCUCCACCCCAAUCUGUUCCCACCCCUCCUCUUGACCAAACUGCACCUUUACAACUUCAAGCCCCAAAUGCAGAAGAGCAUGGGCGUGAUAAUAUGACCUCCUCUAGACUGUCCCGUUCACCUGAGUCCGGGCCUCAGGUCCCAGCAGUGGGACAUGAAUCACGUGGCAGUAGGACUCGAACACGUGGACGCACACGUAGGGCGGCGGCAGGUCCCAGCAGUAUUUCAUCACGCCUCACAAGGCGAAGUCGUUCACCCUUGCACAGAACACCUGUUUCCAGUAUCACUCCUCCAUCAAACACUGGAAUCAGUGGCUCUAGCAUCCACACUGUUGAGCCAAACAGUAGUGCAAAUUCUGUGUCCAUGGAGACAGAGGAGGUUGUGACAGAACCUGCAGCUGUAACAGAGCCUGCCAUAGAGACAGGAGAACGUGAGAGUGAGUCACAUAUUACCGGAGGAGGAAGUUCUGCAGUACGCCGGCAUCCAACUAUCAUGUUGGACCUGCAAGUAAGAAGGAUUCGACCUGGAGAAAACCGUGACCGUGAUAGCAUAGCUAGUAGAACGCGUUCUCGUGCCCGGGUUGCUGAGAAUACAGUCACAUUUGAAAGUGACAGUGGAGGAUUUAGACGCACAAUCUCCCGCUCUGAGCGAGCAGGUAUCCGCACCUAUGUGAGCACUAUCCGAAUUCCCUUGAGGCGCAUUAGUGAGACAGGCCUGGGAGAGCCAAAUUCUACUGCCCUUCGCUCCAUCUUACGCCAGAUCAUGACCGGAUUUGGAGAACUCAGCUCAUUAAUGGAGACAGAAGCAGACUCUGAAAAUGUUGCCCCUAGUCAUGCUGAUGCUAGUGGUACAAACAAUAGCACUAGCCCAGCUGGUCAUCUGCACUCAAAUGAGGGCAGCCGUCAGGUUGGUACAGGUGGGACAGAUCAGGAGAGACUAGGGUUGAUGGGAACUGAAGAGGACCAUGGUGGGCAGGCAAGGCUCGGAGGAGGUGUAGUGAGUACCACAGAGGGGCGGGCCACCAGCAGAGACACCAACAACCUCGUAGAGAAUGGCACUUUACUUCUGCGGUUGGCACACUUCUUCUUGCUGAAUGAUGAAGAGGAUGAUGAACACCCCCGUGGCCUGACCAAAGAGCAGAUUGACAAUCUAGCCACACGUACCUAUGGCCAGGCUAGUUUGGAGGGGGAGAUAGGCCGUGCUUGCAGUGUCUGCAUUAAUGAGUAUGCCCAGGGCAACAAGCUGCGCCGUCUGCCCUGUUCUCAUGAAUUCCACAUCCACUGUAUCGACCGCUGGCUCUCUGAUAACAACACCUGUCCAAUAUGUAGGCAACCCAUACUUGGAGUGCAUCAUGAUUGACUUAUUUGCUUAUAAACACAAAUGUCAUGUUCCUGGCUGGCUUAACUGAGCAGACCCAAGUGGGCUUUGCAUGUACAUAGCGCUUUUCAUGUUAAAUUUCUUUAAGGUUGUUUUGAAGGUUUGAAGCAAAUGUAUGAAAAAAGAAACUAUAAAUGCAGAGAAUUAACAACUUUA
Messenger RNA from Sphaeramia orbicularis (orbiculate cardinalfish), 2411 nucleotides. RefSeq names its product E3 ubiquitin-protein ligase RNF6-like. Gene Ontology annotation, cellular component: nucleus. Gene Ontology annotation, molecular function: ubiquitin protein ligase activity. Gene Ontology annotation, biological process: positive regulation of DNA-templated transcription; protein ubiquitination; ubiquitin-dependent protein catabolic process. The record is from RefSeq and is a predicted model, not a curated record. NCBI's taxonomy places the organism in Eukaryota, Metazoa, Chordata, Actinopteri, Kurtiformes, Apogonidae.